CACGAGACCAGAAGCCGCAAUCGAUCCGUCUCCUUCUUGGCGAACAUAAGGAAAAGUCAGGAGCAGGGUCUUUGUCUCAGCCUCUGCCAUCGAUCUCUGGCGGCAACAACUCAUCGAUUGGCCUCACCCUCCCGUCAUCUCCUUCGCACGAGCAUCGCGUGAAACAUCGAGCGAUUUCCUUCUUCUCGCGAAAGCUGCAGCAGAGGCGUCAAAUUGAUCCAGCACGAGCUUUCCCCCCAGCGAACGGCGACCCCUCAUCACCGAUCUCCGGCGGCUUCACCUCAAGUCCUGGUGACGAAACAGCAACGGCGGCCAGAACUUCACCUCAACCUGCGAAAGAGACAGCGACGCCGACGGGUCUGGCGGCAUCUUUUCUCUCCAACAAGCAGCACCAUCAAUUCGGCAACAAAAUAAUAACAAUGGCCAAUUCAGCUAUUCAUCACAAUCGUCUAUAUUGACAUUCUACGGAGCUUCUCAUUAUGCUCUGUUCUUCUGUAUUAUCUUAUGCCUGCUCAAUGAAGGAGAAUAGAAGAAGAGGUUAUACAAUUAAAAGUAAAUGUGUUUACCUUAAAUUUUUUUCUCUGCUCAAUAUCAAUUUACCUUAAAUUUUUUUCUCUGCGUUCAUAACUUACGGAUGGUGGGUUAUAUUUAUAGAGUUGGAAUGUCCUAGUUCGAAUCAGAUCUGCUGGAUAAAAAAAAGGAGUCCUAAAGUACGUAGAAGUAACAUGAGCCUAGAAUUGUACUUAUGAUGAUGAGAAUGUUUUAUCUGACUCAAAUUGGAAUAGAGAAACGCGGCAUCCAGGCAAAGUUAAAGUCCUCAUAGAAUCAGAAUACUGAAUUCUUGGUACUCCGCAUUUGACUCACGUUUGAAGACAUAUGGAAGGAAUUUUGCAAUUAUUUCUACCGUAUUGGAUUAUUUGGGCCUAGUUGGGUGAAAGUGUGAAUUUUAGAUUAAUUUGGGCCAAUCAUCUUCUAAGAAGAUUACCUUCUUUCGAGCAUUCAACCAUAUUUUGGUGCACUCUGAAUAUUAGUUCAGAAUCAGGAAUUGUUUAAGCCAGAUAAUGCAUAUACCGUUUUGGAGACUUACUUUUCACCGGCACAAGACGUUCAAGUAAAUCUCGA
This is a messenger RNA of Cuscuta europaea, 1122 nucleotides long. The record is from the annotation of a GenBank genome assembly. Lineage: Eukaryota; Viridiplantae; Streptophyta; Magnoliopsida; Solanales; Convolvulaceae.